AUGGAACUUUUAGAGAAACAUUAUGGGAAAUUAAUUGCAAGGGAACGUCCACCAUCUAUUGAAAAUAAAACAACAAAAUCUUCAAUAUUUCCAUCAUUAUCUUCACAAAAUAAUUCCCCAAUUAAUUCUCAAUCUGUUAGAGACUCCCCAGUAGCUUUAGAAGAAAUUAAAAAACAACAACUUUUUGAAGCAAAUAUUUGGAAACCAAAAAAUUUAUUUUCUAAAAAAAUUUAUAUUGAUGCAAGUGGAGAAGAAUUUAGUUGUAAAAGGCAACGUUUAGAGACUUUUUGUGAAAAUGGAAAUAAAAGAACACAAUUUGUUAUGAGAUGGUUUGCUAAAGAAGGAAUAUGUUAUUCAUAUCCUUGGGGGUAUUGUCCAGGAGAGCCAAUAGCAACAGAUAAAACAAUUCGAACACUUAAAGAAUGUGAAGCUUUAUGUACAGAUAAAUUAGAUAAAUAUUUAAUUAAAGAAGAAGAACAACAACCAAAUAAACAAAUUUCUGGUGUUGUUAGAUUAAUGGAGAAGGAAGAAAUUAAAGAAGAAACAAUUACAACUUCAACUUUCCAAACAAUUAAUAUUGACUCUGAAAAUGAAAAAAAUAAUUUGGAAUCUUACAAAAUAAUUGCCAAUUCCUCAUCAUUUCAUUAUCCUCCUCAAAAUAACCCAAUUAAAGUCCCUCCUUCCUCUGCCUCAGCAGAAUUAGCAGAAUUUUUACUUUCAGAACAACGUCCAAAUAUAAAAUCAAAAAGAUGUGAAAAAAUAACUCCAUACAGAACAAUUUGUCCUUCAAACGGAUUAACUAGCCAAUUUACUCUUCGUUGGUAUCAAAGAGGGAAUAAUUGUUUUGCUUAUCCUUAUGGAUAUUGCAAUGAUUCAAUAUUUGAAGAAGAACCAAUAAAAACAGAAAAAGAAUGUUUAUUAAUUUGUGUACAAAGAAGGGAAGAAGGUGGUUGGAUGUCGAGAAGAAGAAGACGUUUAUUGAAAAAAUAA
This is a messenger RNA of Meloidogyne enterolobii, 990 nucleotides long. Lineage: Eukaryota; Metazoa; Nematoda; Chromadorea; Rhabditida; Meloidogynidae. The record is from the annotation of a GenBank genome assembly.